Messenger RNA from Manduca sexta (tobacco hornworm), 1738 nucleotides. RefSeq names its product cytochrome P450 6B4-like. The transcript is spliced from 3 exons. Gene Ontology annotation, molecular function: heme binding; monooxygenase activity; oxidoreductase activity, acting on paired donors, with incorporation or reduction of molecular oxygen. Lineage: Eukaryota; Metazoa; Arthropoda; Insecta; Lepidoptera; Sphingidae. Bases 35 to 1600 code for a protein of 521 amino acids. The record is from RefSeq and is a predicted model, not a curated record.
ACUGCGCGCGUCACUCGCGACUGCACCGCGCACGAUGAGCGUCGUCGUACUCGCGCUGUGUGUGACCAUCUCCGCUCUGCUGUACUACCUGUCUGUGAGGAAGUUCAGCUACUGGAGGAACAAGAAUGUGCCGCAUCUCAAACCGCUGCCGCUGCUGGGCAACUAUGGCGAAUACAUUUUAAUGAAGAAAUAUGUCGGCCAUGUCACCCAGGAAAUGUGUCGUAUAUUUUCGAAGGAACCUUACUUCGGCGCUUUCUACGGCACGGAGCCGACCCUCGUGGUCCAAGAUCCGGAGAUCAUUAAACUGGUGUUCACUAAGGAUUUCUACUAUUUCCACAGCAGAGAAAUCGCAAAAUACACGCCUAAUGAAGUGACAACACAAAACCUCUUCUUUACGCAAGGAGACAAAUGGAAGGUGGUGCGACAGAACUUAACACCUUUAUUCACUUCGGCAAAAAUGAAGAAUAUGUUUUAUUUGAUAGGAAAAUGUGGGCAUACAUUGGAAAAGUUGUUGGACGAAGAAACAGCGAUGUCAGGGGUGGUUGAUGCAAAGUCCUUAAUGAUCAGGUAUACGAUGGACUGCAUCGGCUCUUGCGCGUUUGGCAUUGAUACCGGUACGAUGCAACAGAAUCCAGAGAAAAACCCCUUUAUACAAAUGGGUGACAUAAUUUUCUCAACUUCGAAGCUAAUGGGAUUCAAGUUGGUUUUCCGCGCUAUUUGGCCGAAAAUCUUUUACUCUCUGGGAUUGAAGUACUUCCCGACAGAUAUAGACAAGUUUUUUACCAGUCUUUUGAUGGGGGUUUUCGAACAACGAGGCUAUAAGCCAACGGCGCGUCACGACUUCGUUGAUCUGGUGCUUGCUUUGAAGCAGAACAAUCACAUCGUCGGAGAUGGCUUGAAUCCGAAAUCCGAGGGAAACAAGAAAAUAGAAAUAGAACUCACGGACGACUUGCUCGUGUCACAAUGUAUUGUCUUCUUCGCUGCUGGAUUUGAAACGUCUGCAAGUACUUUAACAUGUGCUCUCUAUGAGCUUGCGAAAAACAAAGAGGCACAGAGACGAGCUCAGGAGGAAGUGGACGAGUACCUGCGCCGGCGCAACAACAACUUGGUUUAUGAGUGCGUGACCGAGCUGCCGUACAUUGAGGCGUGCCUGAACGAGACUACGCGGCUGUAUCCCGUGCUGCCGGUGCUCACGCGAGAGGUGGUGGAGGACUACACGUUCCCUUCAGGCCUGCAGGUGGACAAAGGCGUGCGCGUGCACUUGCCAGUGUACCACCUGCACCGCCACCCCGAGUACUUCCCCGAGCCCGACGCCUUCCGUCCUGACCGGUUCUAUGGGGACGCUAAGGACAAUAUCACACCCUACACUUUCUUCCCAUUUGGCGAGGGUCCGAGACAAUGCAUUGGUUUACGCUUUUCCAAAAUGCAGACAACGGUCGCCAUGAUCACUGUUCUGAAGAAAUACAACGUGGAGUUGGCUGAAGGCACACCCACCAAGCUGGAUUUCUACCCGUCCACGCUCUUGACGCAUCCCAAGAUAGCUAUGAAUUUGAAGCUCGUACCACGCUAUGAUUGGGAACAGAGAGAGUUCGCUUCGUAAAUCCUUCCGUUGUUACAUCUAUUUGUCGACUGACACGGGAUCAUCUCUCGUUGUUUUUUUGUAUUUAAUAUGCAUUGAGGUUUUUAAAUAUACUUAAAAAAAUAACAUUCAAAAUAAAGUGAAUACUUUAAGUACUAA